AUGGCGUUUGCUGGGACAAAUAUCAGUUUGUCCCAGCCGGAUAUCACGCAGAAACUAACGGAGCGCAUAGACGACCUGAAGCAAAAGAUCGCUGCUUGGGGGAAGCGGAUUCGACGAUUUUCCGAGAGGUCAAGGCGGUUCAACCAGAAUCGUCUCUUCCAGAGUGAUCAGAAGAGGCUCUAUAAAUCAUUGGAGCGACCAAAGGUAUGUGGAGCGGGCCAAGGACUGGAUCAGGCUGUCAUUAUCGCAUUCCGGCGUGGCCUGUGGUCAGAGCCCGUAAACCACAGCGAGGGCCCUUGGAUGGAAGUUGUGGCGAGCCAGGGUGCGAGUGUUACGCCUAUGGACCCCAUCACCAUAACGCCAGAAGACGUGGCUGAGGCGGUCUGUAGGGCCCCGAACUGGAAAAGUCCGGGGCUCGACGGGCUGCAUCAUUACUGGCUGAAGGGGUUCAUAGUAUUGUCACGCUGUGCUCGCCCGACAGUUUCAAGAGGCUCUCGACCAGAAGUCACUCCCGAGCCUCUUCACUACUGGAAUCACUCACUUGGUUCCUAA
Messenger RNA from Parnassius apollo (apollo), 552 nucleotides. NCBI's taxonomy places the organism in Eukaryota, Metazoa, Arthropoda, Insecta, Lepidoptera, Papilionidae. The record is from the annotation of a GenBank genome assembly.